AUGACGGCGUCUCCGGCGGAAUCUUCUUGUCUAAUCUCCAAACUCGAAUCUUCCUCCAUUUCCACACCAAUCUAUUCUCCUUUCUCCGAUUACCUUCACCCAUUCACCGAUCUCACCAAAAAAUCCCUAAACGAAAACCAAACCCUAACGCUAACCCGAUCGCUCGCCAAGAAUUUCCUUCCUUUCGUCAACCGCUGCCUUUCCAUUUUACCAAAACGCCUCUCCGAUCUCAUCAAUUCAUCUUCCGUCAAGGAAGAACAAGAAGAUGGAAAAGUCCCCAAACUCGUCAUCGAAUUGUUCGAUACUUACAGGCUAUGUUUGGAUUGCUUGGAAUUGGUGUCUUCGCAGUUGGCUGGUAAGCCCUACGCUGUGUAUAGACAGAGGUUGAGGUUGGUCUGUUGCUUGGAGGCUUGGGGGUUGUACAGGGAUGGUGAAAAUGAAGGGUUUCGGGUUCUGGAGAGGCUUAGGGCUUUGGAUUUGGGACCAAAGCCAAAAAAUAACAAGAAGAAGAAAUUAGGAAAGUAUUUGCCUGUUCUGCUUGAGAAUGGGGACUUGGAUUUUGCUAAGAUGGUAGUGGAGGCUGUGGUGGCUAUUAUGAAGUGCGUGGCGUUAGGGAAGAGUAAGAAUGAUGACCAUUAUAAGAGGGUUAUUGGGAUGAUACAGGAGGUUAAACCCUGGUUCAGAUCGAAUAUAGAGUUUGGGAUUGUUCCUUAUUUUAAUCUUGGAAUUUGUGAGUUGUGGUUUUCUGAAGCAAAUUGUAUUGAUUCUGAUCUAAAAACUCGUAUUGUUCUUCCAAAAUGCUACCCAAACCAUCAAACAGAUAGGGUGUUAGAUGCUGAUGCAUAUGACAAGUUACAUAGGAUGCUUGUGACCUACCUACGUAAGUGCACUCAAUUUCUGGUUGGGGAGCUAAUGAAUUUUGAUGGAGGUAUAGUGCGUACUUUUUGUACAACAACUUUGGAUGAGUAUGCGGAGUCGUCUAUGAAAGAUCAGAUUUACAAGUUUGCUCGUCAUAUCUGUUCUCUUUUCUUCCUUCAAGGUGAUAGAUCUUCAGUCAAAAUUGACGUACUGAUGCUCAGCUUGUCAAGCAUCUGUCUGUACCAAGGUCUGCUUGUUAAGCUUGAUGGCUUAGUUCAAGGAGAAGCUCAAGCUUUAGAUCAGAUUCCAGCUCAAGUUGCUCAAGAUUGGAUUGAAAUUUACUCUGAACAAGCUGAAAUGAAAAUUUGGGGAAUAGAAUUCAUUGAACUUGUCGCUUAUUGUGCCAAUAAAUGUCAAGCUGCAACCACAACACUUUGUAUUACUUUUGCAGAAUGCCUAGAUGACUUAGCUGGUGUUUUGUGUCAGGUUAUGACACCGCUGGAAAUGAUUAUCAAGCUUUAUGCCAUUGGAUUGUCCUUCGUUGAUCACAUUGCUAAGUCUGUGGCUGGUGAUGUUAUGCCAUCCAAAGGUGCAAAAGAUGAACAUGCAGUUGGUAUUCUUGAUGGAGUUACACUUUGCAAUUUAGCACCUGUGCUUGGUUCUUUGCGAAGCUACUUUUAUGAUGGUUGCAAAGAGAACUGUGUGUCAUGUGGUAUUGAAUUCCAAGAUUUUGCUUGCGACAUAACUUUAGAUUCUCACCAUGGGACCUCUUUAAAUUGCACACAGAAUAGUAAAGAGGUUUAUCUACUGGCUUACUUAAAUGUACUGAAGUUCCUCUGUAAGCCGCUUUCUGAACUGGUGAUCUCUCAGAACAAACAGAUAAUUUUUGAAAGUGAUGCUUCUUCUCUUUCUUCGAUGCUGUGUAGUAUCCAAGAAGCAUUUCAUCAGUUCAGUGACAUUGUUUUAUACUUUCACAGAAGCACAGCUGAAAGUGAGGCAGCUGGUUUUGAUGAGAACAAGAUGAUUCUUAGUGUAUCUGUGGCUACUUUCAUUCUAUCCAUCAGAACAAAGCACGGGUUGCAGGACAUGCUGUUGUUUUCUCAAACUUCAAUUUUGCUGAUGGGUUUGCCCUUUCUUAUUACAGAAGAGUAUGCAUCUGAUAAAGCAGAUCAUUGCGAAGCAUCGUGGAAAUGUGUCAAACUUCUUUGUGAGAUGUAUAUGCAAAAGGCUGAUGGGUUUGUUGGUGAUCUUUCAGAAGAUGCUAUUCUGGAUUUUGUCACUGAGGCAUGUAACCAAACAGUUUUUCUUUUGGAUGUUCUCCACAAAUCUGGCAGUCUCAGGGUGGAAAAGAUAAUUGUAAACAGUCUUGAAAAUUGGUCUGUUGCUGAAAAUUUGUUUAGAAGGCUGUCGGUUCCUGUGCCUUUGGUGAAACAAUGGGUGAAGUUUAAUUUCCAGAUACGAUGUGAGAUUAAUAAGAAUACGGCCAUGGAUGAUAAUGCUCCAACCUUGCACUGCUUGCUAUCAUUGUCUAUGACAAUGUCAAAGAGGACAAUUGGCAAAAUUUUACAGCAGGAGCUUCUUGCUUAUGAAGAAAUGCAUGCUAUGUAUCCAGAAUUUUGUCAGAGAAUGCAAAUGGGAGUCAUAGAUGUCCUCUUGAAAGAUGUGUAUGUCACAGAUAGUCAUUUGCAGAAAUCAAGAGUUUUGGUCAGGAAAGGAUGGGCAUUAAGGUCCUGUGGCUUUGAAGGUUUGGGGGACUGUAUUCAAUGCUUGUCAGAAGCAAUCUCUGUGCUUCAAGUUUUUGGAGAUAUCCAAGCUGCCUUAGAUCUAUGGUUGAGUAUUCCAAUCCUAGAUUAUGGCUUUGCAUACGAUGAGGGCAGCAUGUUGCCUGACAGUGCACUUUUAUUGCUCUAUAAUAUAGUUGAUUUGUUAGCAAUGAAGGGUUCUAUGGAAUUUCACAAUGACAUAUAUAAGCUGAUGAUUAGAUUGUUUAAAUGGAAGGACAUACAACUGCAUACCUGCUUAUCCAUUUUGUGGGAGAGUAAAAGGCUUACUCAUGCUCUUUGUGUUUCACCUGUAAAUGAGGCUUUCAUAAUGAACCUACCAAGUUUUUCUGGAGAACAAUUCAGGUCUUUCGAUUCUUGGAUUCAUUGUCUAAAGGGGUCCCCACCUUCAUUAGUUGGGUUCCAGCAUAACUUUUCUUAUCUAUGUACAAACUUUCCCUGUGGCUCUGAAAAUCACAAAACUUCUUUUCAAUCUGAUGUCACUGUUGAUGUUGUUAAAGAAGCAGCCUUUGAAGUCAUUUCAAGUGUUCCUGUCACAAGUAAUUCUUUUUUCAUUGCUGGAUGUCUUUACUACGAUUUGUGUGAAAGACUUAUUGCAAAUGGACGUUUGUUUGAGUUGUAUAUAGACAUUGGCAACAUUGACAAAGAAGGGCAUCAGAGGCACAAGAGAAGUAUGCUUGAUGUUGCAACCGCGAAGGCACUUUCAUAUGCUAAAGAAGCCCACCGGUUGCGUACUAAACUCUUUAAAGAGACUUUUAUGUACACAGUUGAGAAGAAAGCAGAAAAGCUUACAUAUGGUAAACUAUACUGCAAGAAGGGGUCUUGGGAUCUGUCAGAAAAGGAACUUCAAAAUGCCAAGCACAUUUUGGUACAUAACUGUGCAGAUUUUUCUUGCUUAAAGUGUGGAUUGAUGCUUGAAGCCACAAUUGAUCAACAACUUGGUGAUUUAUCCCUUAGUCUCUUUAAUACAACCAGGAGUGUCUCGAUAGAGAGACUAUCUCUUGCUGAAAAUUUUUAUAGAUCAGCCCUAGACAGACUAAAUUAUCGUGAAUGGAAAAACUCUGUUAGCUGUCCUGAAGACGUGGGAGAAAUUGAGGGAGCUUCUGUUUGUUUCACUACAGGUCAGCUGAGGCCUAAAAUGAAAAUGGAAAGUCAAAAGUAUAGAAAGACUAAGAAGGCAAUGAAAUCUUUACUAAAGGAGCAGUCUUCUGUAACUGAGAACCAUACUAGACUAACUCGUUCCAGAUAUCGUUCUUCUCAGAAUCAGAAUGUAGACAGUUCUGCUGAGGUACAAGUUGGCCUUCUAAAUCAAUUGAAAGGUAACAGAACGCAUGAUAUAGGUAUUCCUAAUGGUCAGAGGCAGUGGCUCUCUGGAACAAAAGGUUGCAUGGUUGAUUUGGGGUGUGAAAUCACUUGCAUUUGCAAUGGAAAGAAGUGUUGGUUUUGUCUUGCCAGGGAAGUUAAGGAAUCUGGAUUGUUGAGCAAUUUCAUAUGUCUGAAAUGGGAGUUUGUUCGCAGGCGACUAUCAGUAAGGCUACUAUCUGGCAUAGGAAAAUGCCUGGAAGUUCAUGGCAGAUUUCAUGAAGCGCAUGAAAUUAUUUCACAAAGUAUUUCUGUCCUAGUCAGCCGAAACCCAUUCGCCCAUGCUUGUAUUCCAUUCACUUUCUUGCUUGAUCUAGUUGGGAAAGAGUUGUCAGGGGAUGUAUUCAGUGUUGAGCGUGCAGCAGUACUUUACAACAUAUGUUGGUUCUCUCUGAAGAGUUACUCCUCUAAGGAUAACAGGACCGUCUGCUGUGAUCUAUUCCAUGUUCAAAUACCAAAAAUAGUGUCUUGGUUGAUGCUAGCCUAUGUACUCUGCCGUGAGGUUCCAGCCCUUCUUCAGAAGUAUUGUCUCUAUACAUAUCUUGCCAUUUUAAAUGCUUUAUGUCUUGUAAUGACUGGGGAAUAUAUGGAUGCUCUGAGCCAGAUAAAUCCUUUCUCUGUGGUUUUAGACCUUGGAUUUGGAUUAAGACAUGGGGUUUCAUUUUGCAAUCGGAUUGCUUUGACUCUAGGAUUUGCAAUGGUUUUAACUCGCAUUCAUUUGGUCAUUGCAAUUGGCUCCUGUGUGACUGCUUCAGCUUGUGAAGGAGCAGAAAUAUGCAACUUUCCGAGGCUUGCGCCUGAGUCUCUUCAAGAUUUGGAACAAUUUGUGAUAGACUUUUAUUCGGACCUUCCUUGCACGACAUGCAUGGAUGCUGUUGUCACGCUUGAACUUCAGGAGUCAACCUAUUAUGAUGCUUCUGCCUAUGAUGAUUGUGCAAUGUCUGGCACUGGAGAGUUUGUUGUGAGCAACAACUUGGGUAAACACUGGCAUUGUCCCUGGGGUUCGACUGUGGUUGAUGAUGUGGCUCCAGCAUUUAGAUUUAUAUUGGAGGAGAAUUACUUGUCUUCAUCGGAAUUUCCUCUGGAAGAUACAAAAGAGAAUAGAACUUUAUGGUGGACGAAGAGGAAAAAGCUUGAUAAUCGACUUGGCAAAUUACUGAGGAAAAUAGAAGAUUCAUGGCUAGGCCUCUGGAGGUAUGUGCUUUUAGGAGAUUGGUUCAACUGCUCACACCUGGACUCUGUAAUGAAGAAGCUGGUGCAUGAUUUGAAAUCCAAAUGCAAAAUCAAUACAAAUGAAAGCUUUCUUAAGGUUAUUCUUCAAGGUGGAAGACAUGCUUUAGAUGAAGAAGCUUGUAUUUCACUGUUACUAUCCCUCAAAAAGGGUUGCUUCAUUGCCCAAGCGGGAUAUUCAGAAGAGGAAAGGUGUGAGACAUUCUCUAAAGAAUCUGAACGAGUUAAGAGACUGGCUGGCCUUGCUGUCCAAUUGCUGCAUGAGGCUGUGAAUGAGCUUGAAGAGGAAGAAUCCAUAAUUAGAGAACCAGUAAUCUUGGUGCUGGAUUGUGAGGUGCAGAUGCUUCCAUGGGAGAAUAUACCAAUACUAAGAAACCAGGAGGUUUAUCGAAUGCCUUCUGUUGGCAGCAUCUGCUUCGCAAUUGAUAGAAGCUGCUGCCAACAGGAGCAAGUUGGGAAGAUUACUGGUGCCUUCCCUUUGAUAGAUCCCUUGGAUGCAUUUUAUUUGCUGAACCCUGGUGGUGAUCUCAGCAGCACACAAGUUGAGUUUGAGAACUGGUUUAGAGAUCAAAAUUUGGAGGGGAAGGCUGGAUCUGCUCCUACUUCUGAAGAAUUGUCAUCUGCCUUGAAAAAUCAUGACCUCUUUAUAUAUUUUGGCCAUGGAAGUGGGGCACAAUACAUUUCCCAGCAAGAGAUUCAAAAACUGGAAAAUUGUGCAGCUACUCUUCUAAUGGGAUGCAGUAGUGGUUGUUUAUCGUUAAAUGGGUGUUAUGCCCCAAAAGGUACUGCACUAUCUUAUCUACUGGCUGGUUCUCCUGUCACUGUAGCAAAUCUGUGGGAAGUGACAGACAAAGAUAUUGAUAGAUUUGGGAAGGCCAUGCUUGAUGCAUGGUUAAAAGAAAGGUCUAGUGUUUCCUUGGGAUGUGAUCAAUGCAAUUUAGUUGCAAAAGAAUUUGAAGCAAUGAACAUAAAGGGUGGUAAACGUAAUGCAAAGAAGAAAGCUCCUGGAACAUGUUAUGGUGGUUCUGCAAUGAAUUCUUGUGAACAUAGACCAAAGAUUGGAGCAUUCAUGGGUCAGGCUCGUGAAGCUUGCACCCUCACUUACCUUAUUGGCGCAUCGCCGGUAUGUUAUGGCAUCCCCACAGGUAUAAGGAGAAAGAAGGAUUUAUAG
This is a messenger RNA of Dovyalis caffra, 6402 nucleotides long. Lineage: Eukaryota; Viridiplantae; Streptophyta; Magnoliopsida; Malpighiales; Salicaceae. The record is from the annotation of a GenBank genome assembly.